GAAAGUAUCCCACCCCUCCAUCAAGACGCACAAGACUCUGAACCGAAGGAUAUCUUGGCCUCCCUACAGAAGCUGAUUAUUCGGGUCUAUGUAAUGAUUUAUCCCACACCAUGAUCCCAUACAGAUACGAAACUUAGACAGAUUUAGUCAAUAAGUCGACAGAUUUGUUCAGGGACAUCUGCGUUGGCGUCAAACAUGCGCAAAGAUCCACGCUAUCAAAGCAGAGAAUCGCCGUAAACGGAAUGAUCGCUUCUCACGUGAAGUCACCCUGAUUGUUUGUUUUUAAAGCAAGCGACAAGCUUAUCGACUCUGAAAAUCCCCGCAACCGAGAGACCGAAGUGGGAACGAGCGCUGACAUCCACAAUAUAUCUGGAAAUAUUGCUAAAGGAUGGAUCUGCAGGAGUGAGGACGUUGGAGGAUUGAGUGUAAUAAAAGCAGAUAAGGGGACCCCUUUGUUUGCUCGGUGGCUUUCUUAAAGACUGUCCAGAUCUGUGACAGGCACAGAAGUAUUGGCAGAAACCUGAGCACAAGCCUGCCAUGCAGAUCUCUUGUAAUGGUCCUUUGGAUCACCCUCUUCUUGCUGUCAUCAUGCUGUCACCACUGAACCAGCUCUCCAGCUCACAGGAAAUGUCAAGGGAUUAAUGUCAAGAGGCCCAAAUAGGUGACAGUGUCCUGAGCCAUGGGGGCCUUCUUGGACAAACCGAAGACAGAGAAACAUAAUGCUCACGGAGCGGGCAAUGGUCUACGCUUUGGCCUGAGCAGCAUGCAGGGCUGGAGAGUAGAGAUGGAGGAUGCACACACGGCCGUUGUUGGUCUACCACACGGCCUAGACGACUGGUCCUUCUUCGCAGUAUACGACGGUCACGCUGGUUCCCGUGUAGCCAACUAUUGCUCCAAACACCUGCUGGAGCACAUCAUAACCAGCAGUGAGGACUUCCGUUCAGGGCCCGACUCCGUGGAGGGUGUUAAAAGCGGCAUUCGUUCUGGCUUCCUAAAGAUCGACGAGUACAUGCGCAACUUCUCGGACCUACGUAAUGGCAUGGACCGUAGUGGCUCCACGGCAGUUGGCGUGCUGGUGUCUCCUGAACACCUCUAUUUCAUCAACUGCGGAGACUCCCGUGCCGUACUCAGCCGUGUCGGACAGGUACGAUUCUCCACGCAAGACCACAAGCCGUGCAACCCACGUGAAAAAGAGCGCAUUCAGAACGCAGGAGGUUCUGUGAUGAUCCAAAGGGUGAAUGGUUCACUUGCUGUGUCACGUGCCCUGGGGGACUAUGACUACAAGUGUGUGGAUGGGAAGGGCCCAACUGAGCAGUUGGUAUCUCCGGAACCGGAGGUGUUUGAAAUCCCGCGUGUUUCAGAAGAGGAUGAGUUUGUGGUGCUCGCCUGCGAUGGCAUCUGGGAUGUGAUGAGCAACGAGGAGCUGUGUGAUUUUGUGCGCUCUCGAUUAGAGGUGUUGGAUGACUUGGAGAAAGUCUGCAACUCUGUGGUGGACACCUGUUUACAUAAGGGAAGCCGUGACAACAUGAGUGUUGUUCUAGUAUGUUUCCCCAAUGCACCGAAGGUAUCAGAGGAGGCUGUUAAGAGAGAGGCCGAGUUGGACAAGUUCCUGGAGGCUCAUGUGGAAGAAAUUAUGGAGAAGUCAGGGGAGGAGGGCAUCCCAGAUCUAAGCCAUAUCAUGCACAACCUUCGUCCUGAGAGCAUCCCCAACCUGCCACCGGGUGGUGGUCUCGCUAGCAAACGUAGUGUAAUUGAGGCCGCUUACAACAGGCUAAACCCACACAGAGAAGAAGAUGGGGACAGCCAGGGAGGAGCAGUCGGCGGUGAGGAGGAUGAAGAGGGCAGCUCCGCUGCCGCCCACCUGCUGGAGGCACUACGACAGUUCCGGCUCAGUCACCGAGGCGAAUACCGCCAAGUGCUGGAGCAGGCGCUGUCCACUUACGCCACGACACGGACUGACCCCAAGGAGGAACCUCCCUCGCCCCCUCCGUCCCCGGCCACUGAACCCCUCAGCUCUGAGGAGGGACAGGACGAAGCAGCUACGUCACAGUCUUUGGACGAGCUCUCCGGCGCCCCCACUGCAUGACCCUGUUUAGUACCCACUAAACCCAGCCCUGCUAUCAAACCCUUUUCCCCAGACCAGAUCUCUUGCCUAGAUUGCUAGUUUGCUUUUGGCAGUCUUCCUCCUUAGAGCACUUCCAGUGCAGGUUUUUGGUUGUCUUUAUGGAUUUGUAAUAGCACUUUGGGUGGAUGUUUGUGUUUGUGAGCCCUGUAAACAGUAGAAGUCGCAUACAAAGGAAGUUUUGCGCAGAAUUCUUAUCACUAAAAACCUGCUCUGCAACUGCAAGUGAGUUUAACCUUGGCAUAUCCCAGCUCAGUCUGCAGUAAGCACUUUCCCAUAUCUCUGCACUUAGCCUAGUGUUUUUAAAAUGAGACAUGGAGGUGUAAUCUAAUGAAGUGUUGAAGAGAGAGUCCACCUAGACAUAAAAAUUGUCAUGUACUCGCCCUAAGUUCAUUCCAGUCAUAAUGGCUUUAUUCUAUAGCACACAAAGAUAUUUUGGAAGGUUUAUGCAUCUUUUUUAUGUGUUUUUGUCUUUUUUGUUUGUGUUUUUAGAGUUUGUUUAGUUUAGUUUUAUGUUGUUGUUUUUGUCUUUUUGUUGUGUUUUUAGUUUUUGUUUGGUUUAGUUUUUUUUUUUUUUCGUGUGUUUUUGUCUUAUAUUUUUAUUUAUUAUUUAGCUUUUUUUUCUUUUUUUUUUGUACAAAGUCGUUGUGCAAAGACUUUAAUUACAUAGGUGAAAAACAUUGUUCAAAAUAUCUUUUUUUGUGUUCUGCAAAAGUAAGUUAUACAGGUUUGGAAUGACAUGAAGGUAAAUAAUGAAUUUUUGGAGACCUGUCCCUUUAAGUAGAUUUGAACACUGUUACCCCUGAAUGAUUUUUUCAUCACCAUUUCACACCCAAAGAGUUUACCCAUGUAUUUAGUGAAACAUUUGAAAUAGCAAUGGUUUAUGUAGACAAUCUGGGCUGUGCCAAGAAUACACACAACUGUGCCAUGCGAUGCAUGUGUACUCCUUAUCCUGGGUUGUUUAGUGGCUGAUCAUAGUUAUACUGUAGUAAACAUCAGGUACAGCUUAGCUUCUAUUAUGCUCUUUAUGUAGUGUGUUUGUGUGUGUAUGUGAAUCAGCUGUUUGAAAUGUGAGAUGAUUAACUGAUCAAAAGCAAUUCUUUCACCAUUUAAAAGGGAACUCUAAUGUUGUGUAUGUGUGUAUUUUCCUCUCUCUCCAUAUCUUUCAUAUCGGUUUAUAAUUUGAGCUGACCUCUCGAAUAUGAUUGUCCUGUGUCUGCUCUUUUGAGUGUUCACAGUUAACUACUAUCCAGGUGUGUCCUUGAGGAAGAAGCACAAAAUGGAAAUGCACUGGCUUUAUAAGCGUGGACCGUAUGAGAUUACAGAAGCUUACACAAUCAUUUGUUCUUGCAAAAUUCUCCUUUCGGCGGUUUUGCUGAUGCAAUCAUCAAUACAGAAUGCUUUACCUUUAGAUGGACUUAAUGCAAUAUUCUACACAUUAAGCAACGCUGCUCAAUGAUCAUUCAUGAAUGUCUGUACACUGCAGUAUUUGCACAGGGCUUCUUAUCUUAUUCUUAUGACCCGAGUUUUUGGAAAGCAAGCUGAAUUCUGUCAAUGUGAAUUGUCAUAUCGCAAAAUAUCUGAUGUUCCAAACUGCUUUAGUUUUGUUUUCUUUGGAUGGUUUUAUCAAGCCAUUUAAACCUGAUUACUCUCUUUUUUUUUUUGAUUCGGAAGUUAAUGCAUAACACAAAACUGUAUAAUCCUCUUAAGAGUUAGCGUAAGUGCAUGCAUAAUGCCGCCAUUGUUAUAUUAAUCUAAUGUUAAUAAUAUACAGGCUCAGCAGAAUCAAAGCUUAAGUGUCCAUAGAGCAGCAUUUGCUGCCUUGGGUUUUGAUUUUAUUUUUUUAUUUUUUUCCUGGGCAAAGGUUUGUAUUCAUUUUGUUUCAUGCUGAAGUUCAAAAUAAAUCAAAUUCAACUAUUGA
Carassius gibelio (silver crucian carp) is the source of this 4043-nucleotide messenger RNA. Its product is annotated as protein phosphatase 1B-like. The record is from RefSeq and is a predicted model, not a curated record. Gene Ontology annotation, molecular function: protein serine/threonine phosphatase activity; magnesium ion binding; manganese ion binding. Bases 680 to 2086 code for a protein of 468 amino acids. The transcript has 8 exons. Gene Ontology annotation, cellular component: nucleus; cytosol. NCBI's taxonomy places the organism in Eukaryota, Metazoa, Chordata, Actinopteri, Cypriniformes, Cyprinidae. Gene Ontology annotation, biological process: positive regulation of canonical Wnt signaling pathway; protein dephosphorylation; negative regulation of canonical NF-kappaB signal transduction.